CUGUCUCCCGGGGCUGGUGGGAGGCUGCGAUGAAUGGUUUCAGCACCGAGGAAGACAGCCGGGAUGGGCCUCCCACCACCCCUUUCUACGGACAGAGCUGCUGCCUCAUUGACGACGGGGACCGCUGUGCCCGCCCGGCGGGCAAUGCCUCCUUCAGCAAGAGGAUCCAGAAGAGCAUCUCCCAGAAGAAGCUGAAGCUGGACAUUGACAAAAGCGUAAGACAUCUAUAUAUAUGUGAUUUCCACAAGAACUUCAUUCAGAGCGUUCGUAACAAAAGGAAGAGAAAGACCAGUGAUGAUGGUGGAGACUCCCCAGAGCAUGAGAUAGAUGUCCCAGAGGUUGACUUGUUUCAGCUCCAGGUAAACACACUACGCCGUUAUAAAAGGCAUUACAAGUUGCAAACAAGACCUGGCCUCAAUAAAGCUCAACUAGCAGAAACUGUCAGCCGACACUUCAGGAACAUCCCAGUGAAUGAGAAGGAGACCCUUGCUUAUUUCAUCUACAUGGUGAAGAGUAAUAAGAGCAGGUUGGAUCAGAAGUCAGAAACUGGCAAACUAGAAUGAAGGUUAGGCAGACUUUGG
Messenger RNA from Euleptes europaea (tarantolino), 581 nucleotides. It is a transcript of the gene SAP30L, whose product is annotated as SAP30 like. The record is from RefSeq and is a predicted model, not a curated record. NCBI's taxonomy places the organism in Eukaryota, Metazoa, Chordata, Lepidosauria, Squamata, Sphaerodactylidae. The transcript is spliced from 4 exons. Gene Ontology annotation, cellular component: histone deacetylase complex. The coding region runs from base 30 to 563 and encodes 177 amino acids. Gene Ontology annotation, molecular function: transcription coregulator activity; protein binding. Gene Ontology annotation, biological process: regulation of DNA-templated transcription.